GACACAUUCAAAAAAGGCCUCUCUGUUUACUUUCACAAGCUUUACGUUUUCUUCAUUAUUACACUUUCUCUCUACCCCCUCUUUUCCUUGAACCAGUGCUGUAGUUAAUCAUCGAACUGCCUAUUCUGUACAGACAAAGAGGCGUAUCUUCAUAGAGAAGGAAAUUACUUAGUGUGUGUUUCAGAGAGAGUACAGAGGAAGAGAGAGAGAGAGAGAAAUGGAGAGAAAGGAAGUAGUGGUGUGUGCAGUUGCGGGGUUUCUGGGGCUACUGUCUGCUGCUUUGGGUUUCGCUGCAGAGGACAAGCGGAUUAAGGGUUCUCAGGUUCAGUUUUCCUCUCGUUCUGACUGUGUAUAUCCCAGGAGUCCAGCUCUGGCACUUGGAUUAACUGCGGAUGUGGCUCUUAUGAUUGCGCAAAUUAUCAUCAAUGUUGCAGCUGGGUGUUUCUGUUGCAAAAGAGGUCCUCAUCAGUCAAACUCUAAAUGGACACUAGCACUUGUCUGCUUUGUUGUCUCCUGGUUCACUUUUGUUAUUGCAUUCCUUCUGUUGCUAACUGGUGCGGCACUUAAUGAUCAACAUGGCGAAGAGAACAUGUACUUUGGCAACUACUAUUGCUAUGUUGUAAAGCCUGGAGUCUUUGCAGGAGCUGCUGUCUUGUCUCUUGCAAGUGUUGUUCUCGGAAUUCUCUAUUAUCUCACCUUGACUUCGGCAAAGAACGUGAAUGAUCCAUGUAGUGGACUUGCAGUCCCUAAUCCCAGUAGCAUUGCCAUGGGACAGCCCCAAUUACCAUCACAAAACAUUCACAAUCCAGUAUUUGUGCAUGAAGAUACCUAUAUGAGGCGGCAACUCACUUGAUCACUUCUAAUGGUAGCAAAAAUCUCUGAUCGGUCUCGUAUGAUUUCCCUCUGAUAGUUUCAAAGAUGAAUAUUGGACGUUUUCUGGCACAUAUUUUUGAGGCAUACAAGUAUAUUUUUGUUGAAUUAUGUAAGAUUGUUGGUUUGUGUUAGUGCAGAAAGAGCCUAUUCUUCUCAAC
This is a messenger RNA of Ilex paraguariensis (yerba mate), 1031 nucleotides long. Lineage: Eukaryota; Viridiplantae; Streptophyta; Magnoliopsida; Aquifoliales; Aquifoliaceae. The record is from the annotation of a GenBank genome assembly.